UCCCCCACAAGAACACAUAUUCAGUCAUGUUUGGGAGCUUGGUCGUACCGUCGUGCAACGAUGGCUACCCAAAUGGUUGGCUAAGCGAUCAUGGCUCGUCCUAGACUACGGCCUAAGGUAGGGAUUAAGCAUCACAUGUUGCACCAUUUCGUUCUCACGAGCUUGUGGACCGUACGAUCACAAUCGCUUCGGCGACGGCAGCAGCGAUGUGUUCCUUCUCGAGGCUACGCCCUAUACAUUUGUUCCUCGACUGGGAUGGCACCCUUACUGUGAAGGAUACGAUGAGCCUCCUGGCAAAGCUGCCAGAAGCAAGAGACCGCCGGCUUGAGAGAAUGCCUGGGCCACAUCCAAGCCGUCUUACUGUCAACAAGCAACAAGUUUGGAAAGACUUUACAGAGGCUUACAUGAAUGAUUACAAGAACCACAAGGCCUCCUGUUUCCCGGGCAGCGAUUGUACGGGCAAUGAAUAUUCCAGCUGGCUUAACAGUCUGCUUCCCAUUGAAUAUGCGAGCGCUCAGCGAGUCACAAAUUCAGGCUUCUUCCAGGCUGUUCGGACUGAAGACCUAGUUGCAGUGGUCUCGAGUGCUCUUGAGACGGGUGAACUGCAGCUGCGAAAGGGCUGGGAAGCCAUCUUCGAGCUCUACAGUCGUACACACGCUUCUACGCCACCGAGUUCUCAUGUAUCAAUUGUCAGCGUAAACUGGAGUGAGACGUUAAUACGUUCGUCUCUCGACAUCGCAUCCUCACGUGGCAAAUUCACAUCGCAGCUUAUGAGAGCACGUGUCCAAGCUCUCACCAACCACAUAACCAUUAGCACCAAUGAGAUACACGGUCUCAAUUCGCCUGAUGGUAGCUCAGGCCGACUCACCAGCAAUGUUCGUACGUCGGGGGAGAAGUUGGCUCGCAUGGUGGAGAUUCUGCGUGAUGCAGGCAGAAGGAGUACCAGAUCGGCAAUAGGUGAUUCGCCGUCUCCUCCUUUGGUAGUAUACGUCGGCGACUCCGCAACAGACUACGAGUGCUUGAUGCGCGCUGAUGUAGGGAUCUGGGUCUGCGACUGCCCCGACGUGGAGCGUAACGCUCGCUUCAAGGCUACCUUUCACCCACUUAACGUGGCAUCUAUUACCAAAUUAUCUCCUGCUACCUGCCAUGGAACGGAGAAUUGGGCGUGGUGUUACUGGGCACCCGACCUCGAGGCAGUGGCGGAAUGGCUGGCAAGCAUGACGAAUGCAGCUUUUUAUACCAACCCGGACAAUCGAAAAGUACAAAAUAAUUGACAGUUCUGGUACGUGCCUGGCUUGAUACAAUACACGUCUCGUACAAUCCGAGGACAACUACACCCUUUUCACCAGCAUAACACCUCAUCGAUUGCUCAAAGAAUUGCCACAAGCGCCAAACCAGCUCCAACUACACCUCCGGCAAUUAUCGGCACCGCCGUCUGUACAGCACCCGCACUGGAAGUCCCUGAAGAAGCUGCAGAAGUCGCGGAAGCUGCAGCACCGGACGACGUCGAACUCGCGCGACUU
Molecule: messenger RNA, 1523 nt
Organism: Baudoinia panamericana UAMH 10762
Lineage: Eukaryota; Fungi; Ascomycota; Dothideomycetes; Mycosphaerellales; Teratosphaeriaceae
Exons: 1
Coding region: 207-1274 (355 amino acids)
Source: RefSeq, a predicted model, not a curated record